Messenger RNA from Anopheles funestus (African malaria mosquito), 653 nucleotides. Its product is annotated as ubiquitin-like protein 4A-B. The record is from RefSeq and is a predicted model, not a curated record. Gene Ontology annotation, biological process: post-translational protein targeting to endoplasmic reticulum membrane. Gene Ontology annotation, molecular function: protein binding. NCBI's taxonomy places the organism in Eukaryota, Metazoa, Arthropoda, Insecta, Diptera, Culicidae. The coding region runs from base 125 to 544 and encodes 139 amino acids. The transcript has 2 exons.
AGGCUCUGAACCACCCUCUGCAGUUGUCAGUUUCGGAAAAUGAAAACAUAGCAGCAACGCACGUACAGCGAGCAGCAAAACAUUUCGAGAAAGUUGCACUUGCGCCUACCUUGAUUCACACAAAAUGAGGCUAACGAUAAAAAUAUUAAAAGGAGAAGAAUACUCCGUUGAGACCACGGAAGAGUCCACAAUCCAACAAAUCAAGGAAGAAAUUGAGAAGAAAAGUUCUAUACCGGUUGAACAUCAAAAGCUACUGCUUGUAGGGAAGGCGCUAGCAGACGAAAAGACAGUCGCUUCCUACAGCACAAUUGCCGAUGGAACGAAACUAACGUUGGUGGUUAAGAAACCGGAUCCCCUGCGGGACGUCAUUUAUCGUCACUUCAAACGCUACCUGCAGGAAGAGCAAUCGCAACGAUUAACCACAAAGUUUAUGGACGAUUUCGAACAGAAGCUAAACCAACUCAGUUUGGAUGAUUUGGAAAAGAUCGCUACAGAAAUGCUAGCUAAAAAGGGACAAAAUGUCACCAGCGCUGAAAAUGCAUAACCGUAGGAAUUAGCGAUACGUGGGCGACGAAAACAGUGAUUUUCGAUUUACCAAUUAAUAUUGUUUAAAUAUUAAAAUAAAGUAUGUAACUGUGUUUGUGAAACAUAAA